Molecule: messenger RNA, 759 nt
Organism: Capronia epimyces CBS 606.96
Lineage: Eukaryota; Fungi; Ascomycota; Eurotiomycetes; Chaetothyriales; Herpotrichiellaceae
Exons: 2
Coding region: 1-759 (252 amino acids)
Biological process (GO): mRNA splicing, via spliceosome
Cellular component (GO): U1 snRNP
Molecular function (GO): U1 snRNA binding
Source: RefSeq, a predicted model, not a curated record
AUGGCGACCGCAACGCAGAACCCUCCCAGCUCAACGGUAUAUGUGAAGAAUCUCGAGGAGCGCAUAAAGAUCGAUCAGCUGAAGGAAGCGUUGUCCGAGAUUUUUUCCGAGUAUGGCAAUAUCAUCGACCUGGUCGCAAAGAAAAACCUGAAGGCCAAAGGUCAGGCGUUCGUGGUGUUCGAUUCCGCCGAAGAUGCAGCCAAGGCCAUCGAAGAAGUCAACGGCUUCGAACUCUUCGACAAGCCCAUGCAAUUGGACUUUGCGCGCACCCCCUCCGAUGCCACCGUGCGAAAGGAAGAAGGCGAACAGGGCCUGGAAAAGUGGAAGCGAGCGCGACUCGCUGAAAAAGAGCGGAAACAAGCCCUCGAGGCGACGCAGCAAAAACUGAAGAGACCUGCUCCACCAGCCGGGACUCAGGAAGGAGCAGGCUUGACCGCUCGGCCAGCGAAGGCAGUCAAAGGUGCAGGUCUCAAGCCUUCUGGCACGAACACAGCCGCAAUCAUUCCCGACGAGUAUCUACCUCCCAACAAGAUCCUGUUUAUUAGAGACCUGCCAGAUAGCUACGAUGCCGAUGGGUUGUCGAGGAUAUUCAGCCGGUUUGAAGGCUUUAAGGAGGUCAGAAUGGUGCCUGGGAGGAAAGGAAUUGCGUUCGUCGAGUACGAGUCUGAGGCCGGUGCUAUCAGUGCCAAAGAGGCCACGGCCGGAAUGCAACUUGGUGACGAGGGCAAGGGUAUCAGGGUCACAUAUCAACGGGCAUAG